AUGUCGACAUUCAACUCACAUCGCCGUUCAUUGUCCGAAGUCUACCACUUUGACUAUCUUGCCACACGGGCUAACAAUACGACGAAAGAAUCAAACUAUUUGUUAUCACCUGAGGAGUGUGAAGACGACCACUACUCGUUUGUUCAAACCGUGCAUCACGAAACUGAGUGGCUUAAACAUCGUUCAAAGUCCGAGAGCUUCAUAUGUACAGCACAGGGGGUCGUGUUUAAGUGCCAAAAGUCUCAGUCCAAGAUUAAGAGUCUUAUGGCAUUGGCAUCUACUUCGUCUAGCUCUCAAAGCAAUGUGUUACUAGCGAAAAAGGCGUUGCGAUAUCGCAAAGUGCUUGAACGUCAAUGCGUUCUGGCCUAA
This is a messenger RNA of Plasmopara halstedii, 369 nucleotides long. RefSeq lists its product as uncharacterized. The transcript has a single exon. Lineage: Eukaryota; Oomycota; Peronosporomycetes; Peronosporales; Peronosporaceae. Bases 1 to 369 code for a protein of 122 amino acids. The record is from RefSeq and is a predicted model, not a curated record.